AUGGGCGACGCGGCGCCGCAAUGGAUGAUCCAGCUCCUCUCCCAGCAGAAGGAUGAACUACUCAAGGCCGUGAAGCCCGAGGCCCAGAUCAUCGAAGCAGUCUUCGAGAACAGGAUGUCCGAGCAGGACAAGAAUAUCAAGGAGUUGGCGGACAAGAUCAAGGAGCAGGGCCAGAAGAUCACCAUCCUCGAGCAGCGCCGGCCGAUGGCUUCAUCCCAGGCUUCUACUUUCGCAGCCCCAUCGCGUAUCAGCAACGACGACGGCACCAAGAGCCGCCGCACUGAUGUUGCGACCAACCCGUGCGUCAAGUUCGUUGGCACUUUCCCUCGACCUCUCCUGCAGCGUACUCGGCAAGAACACUUCGAGACCCUCAAGGCCCAGUUCGACGAGCUCACGGACGAUGUCGAGGUCACCUACGACACCGUGAACCAGAACUACCGUAUCACUUUCAAGAGCCCGCUGGUUGCGAACAAGUCCCAGCAGCUUGCCAACCAGGCAGGCAUCUUCUGGAGCGGCCCUCGUGAUCAGAAGCAGUACCCUCGACGAGUACGCGGCGACAUGCCGCUAGAAGUUCGUCGGGAAAAAAGUGCUGUUGCUGCUCUCUGGCCGCUCAUCUACGGGAAGAUUUCCAUUCAGCCCAGCUGGUCAUCCGCCCACAGGCUCGGCGUGAACGGCCACAAGGGAGUCCUGCAGGUCACGGCCGAUGACGUAUGGGAGCUUGUCAAAGCAGUUCCGAUGGGCACUGACACCUUCCACUUUCAGGCCGAGCAGGCGAACCUAACCCGCCGGGGCAUCAGCUCGUCGGAGACCACGAACAUAUUCAAGCUCGCGCAGGCCACGGUGCCCGAGGAAUCCAACUUCAGUUGGCAAGCUCUCCAGUUAAACAACAUUUCAUUCGAGAACAAGAUGUCCGAGCAGGACAAGAAUAUCAAGGAAUUGGCGGACAAGGUCAAGGAGCAGGGCCAGAAGAUCACCAUCCUCGAGCAGCGCCGGCCGAUGGCUUCAUCCCAGGCUUCUACUUUCUCAGUCCCAUCGCGUAUCAGCAACGACGACGGCGCCAAGCGCCGCCGCACUGAUGUCGCGACCAACCCGUGCGUCAAGUUCGUUGGCACUUUCCCUCGACCUCUCCUGCAGCGUACUCGGCAAGAACACUUCGAGUCCCUCAAGGCCCAGUUCGACGAGCUCACGGACGACGUCGAGGUCACCUACGACACCGUGAACCAGAACUACAAUAUCACUUUCAAGAGCCCGCUGGUUGCGAACAAGUUCCAGCAGCUUGCCAACCAGGCAGGCAUCUUCUGGGGUGACCCUCGUGAUCAGAAGCAGUACCCUCUACGAGUGCGCGGCGACAUGCCGCUAGAAGUUCGUCGGGAAAAAAGUGCUGUUGCUGCUCUCUGGCAGCUCAUGCACGAGAAGAUUUCCAUUCAGCCCAGCUGGUCAUCCGCCCGCAGGCUCGGCGUGAACGGCCACGAGGGAGUCCUGCAGGUCACGGCCGACGACGCAUGGGAGAGCGUCAAAGCAGUUCCGAUGGGCAUUGACGCUUUCCACUUUCAGGCCGAGCAGGCGAACCUAACCCGCCGGGGCAUCAGCUCGUCGGAUGCCACGAACAUAUCCAAGCUCGCGCAGGUCACGGCCCGCGACGCGAGGUUAAACGACAUUUCAGUCGAGAUUGCGAGUAUCCACGUCGACCCCUCUCUCCCAGAGUCCACGAUCAGGGGCCACUUCGCAACUCUGAAGAGAGCGCUGGGGAGGAAAUGCGACAAUGGUUUCAAGCUGCUCGUGAUACUGACGAUCACUUCAUCCUUCAUAGGCGCCUCCAGGAGCGGCCGCGGCAAGAAGCCCGGCUGCCCGGGCGCGUCCCAGAGGGCGUUCUCCUCCUCGCCGUACUGCGUGUCCACGGCAGGCCAGGCCUCGCGGCCCGGGCCCAAGUGCAGCUUCGGCAUCCGCUCCAAGGCGGGCCCGGGCGGCGCCGGCGGCGGGCUCGCAGGCGGCCCAGGCCCCGGCGCGCACUGCGUCGACAGCUUGGUGGAGGACCGGCUCGCCCGCUUCAGGCCCGCCCCGAAGUUCAGCUUCGGCACCGCCGCCCGCCUCGCCGACGUGGCCCCGAAGACGGUGCCCGGGCCGACGGACUACUCCGUCCUGGAGGCCUCCGGCCCUUGGAGCUCCAGAGGGCCCGCCGUCAGCAUGACGCCCCGCCGCAGCGAGCCCGCGCGCGGGGGCCGCUUCGAGAAGAGCCCCGGGCCCGGGUCGCACGACCUGCCCGCGCUCGCCGGCGCCUCGCCGAGGAUCACAAUCAACAUGAGCCCCCGGACGGACCCCGCGCGUGCGCAGACGGCCCCAGGGCCGGGCCACUACGGAGGCGGCGGCGCCCCCCUCGGCGACGUGGAUAGGCGAAAGGAGACGGUGUACGGCUCCAGCCCCAGGUGCACCUUCGGGACCGCCCCGAGGCGGAGCCCCGCGAGGCCCCGGAAGGCCCCAGGACCGGGCGCGUACCGGCUGGCCUCGAAGCCUCAUGGCCCACAGUGGUCCAUGCGCCCAGCUACCGUACCUGUGCGUCUUCAACAGGGGCACAGCCGCUGCUCCGAGGCCGAGUUCACGCAGCCGUCGGCAGAGCUGGCUGAGCCGCCCUAG
This is a messenger RNA of Prorocentrum cordatum, 2631 nucleotides long. NCBI's taxonomy places the organism in Eukaryota, Dinophyceae, Prorocentrales, Prorocentraceae. The record is from the annotation of a GenBank genome assembly.